GAGUGCGAAAAUAAAUGUAUCUAUGCUCUAAUUUGAAGGAUUUAAUAGUUGCUUGUUUGUGGCUGCUCCAUUUUGUUUUCAGCGAUUGUUGCUUUGUAGUGUUGCUGCAUUUUUGCUUCUCUCCAUCUGUACGUUGAUACAAUUACAACAUUUUUUGCUUACUGUUUUUCAAAGUACUUCGCAGAUUGAACCAAUGCUAGGACACAUGCUGUUCGCUGUACAUUGCAAAUAUCAAGGCAUGGGGUCCCUGCUUCACCUUCAUACUCUGAAGCACCCCCAUUCAUUUGAAGCUAGAACCUUUCACACCAGCUUUCAUGCAUUACCCAUCUUCAGAAGCCGGAAGCAGAGACCGGGUUUGGUGGUUGCAGAAAAAACCAACAACAAUGGAGAAAAUGCAGGAAAACAGCAAGGAACUAACAACACCACUUCUAAGCCUAGGAGGGAAAAUGGAUUCUGGUCUAAACUAAGAAGGGGACAGGUAACAUCGGCACAAAGUAAAGAGGAAAAAGAUCAAACGUCAAAUGCAUUCUGGGACUCUUUUGCAUCAGGGAAUGGCGGGGAUUUGGAGCCGAUAGAACCAAUAAAGAUUGGCCUGACUGAUUUGCUGGACCCUGACCCUGAGAAUAUGUUGACUGUGGGCUUGAUUGGGCUUCUUGCUUGGGCAACUGCCCAUAUAUGUUGGCAGCUCUUCUUUGUAUCUCUGGCAAUUGCUGUUGCCGCGCUUAAGUAUUCUUUCAUUGCUGCCGUUCUGCUUUUUAUUCUUGUUACCUUGCUCUAACUAGUUGACGAUCCUAACUAUAUGGCGUAAAAAACAACUCGGUACUUGUGAAGACAGGUCUCUAACGACAGAUCAAUUUAAAGCUUCCAGUGAGAUACCCAAUUAUGGUUUAUUAAUGAAAGGGUCCAGCUGAGGUUAACAAAUUAGCCGCUUUCUUUGAAAUUUCUUCUGAUAUUUUCACACGUUUGCCAAUGACAUAGACAUCUGGCAUCGGGGAGAAUGAAGCAGAUCCUUAUAUGACAAAUAAUAAAGUAUUUGCUGUGGGAUCAUUCAUUUCAUACUAUGUUGUUGAAGUUUAUCUGUACUUUUGCGCUGAUAACCUCUGAAUGAAUUAGAAAAUGAUCAAGAAAAUGAAGGUUAUUUUGGGUGAAAUCAUAAUUUAAAAAAAAAAGUUCUUGG
Molecule: messenger RNA, 1177 nt
Organism: Cryptomeria japonica (Japanese cedar)
Lineage: Eukaryota; Viridiplantae; Streptophyta; Pinopsida; Cupressales; Cupressaceae
Exons: 4
Coding region: 194-778 (194 amino acids)
Source: RefSeq, a predicted model, not a curated record